Molecule: messenger RNA, 1947 nt
Organism: Cyclopterus lumpus (lumpfish)
Lineage: Eukaryota; Metazoa; Chordata; Actinopteri; Perciformes; Cyclopteridae
Gene: mtpn
Product: myotrophin
Exons: 4
Coding region: 326-676 (116 amino acids)
Biological process (GO): regulation of barbed-end actin filament capping
Cellular component (GO): cytoplasm; nucleus
Molecular function (GO): protein binding
Source: RefSeq, a predicted model, not a curated record
AACAUAAAGAUUACAUCACUUCCGGGUAACUGCAUCGGAAACACUUUUGGCAUGCAGAAAGGCGGAUCCCUCUCGGCUACUUUGCCUUUCAGAACUUCUUUUGAGCUUAUUUUUACCUGCCAUUCCUCGGCGGGUCACGCCAAAUCCAACACAAAUUGCUUCCUUAGGUAUUAAAACGACAUUUUUUAUUCAGUCGAGUUCUGCGACCGACCUCCCCGCGACGACAGGAAGAGAGUUUUUUUUCAGCUGUAGCUUAGCUAACUUUUAACGCACUAGCAUUUAACUUGACAACUGCCUGCAGCGGGGAAGGAGCAAACACAGGAAGAUGGGAGAUCUGAUGUGGGCAUUGAAGACCGGGGAUCUGGAUGAGGUGGUAGCCAAACUGGUAACGGCUGAAGAUGUAAACCGGACCCUGGAAGGUGGGAGGAAGCCUCUUCACUAUGCUGCAGACUUUGGUCAAACGGAUGUGGUGAAGUACCUAAUUUCUAAGGGAGCCGAUAUGAAUGCUCCAGACAAACACGGGCUCACUCCACUGAUCUCUGCCUGUUUUGAGGGUCACACUUCCUGUGUCAAGGUCCUGCUAGAAAAGGGAGCUGACAAAGACCAAAAAGGACCGGACGGCAUCACUGCCUUUGAAGCUGCCGAGGACGAUGCCAUAAAGGCUCUGCUCAAGUGAGACCCCACAGUGUGGGAGGUGGCUGGACAGGUGGGUGAACGGACAGACAGAUGGAUGCAGUGGUCCCCUGACAGAAGAUGGACUCGCCCCUCUUACCCCGAUCAACAUCUGUCUCAGCACUGCUUUUGUCUGUUUGUUGGAGGGUCAUGUGUCCGUCUGGGGAUUUUCCUUUUACCUUGUUUAUUUUCCUUUCCCACCCCCCAAGUUUUUUGAGGUAGGAUUUUCUCUUGUUCUGGCCUCUGUUUGUAGCCAUUCAACAGCAGAACUUGUCAAUUAUGUCUCCCUUAGGGACCAAACGCUGGGGGAGUGUUCUUGCAUCUGGAUCCUAAAUCACUGCUCUGACUAUAAAUCACAUUCUGUAACGUAAACGCAAAGCUUAGAACUUAAACACGCACCUCGUUUGCAGUUCUCUUGGAAAUCAAAUGGUAAUAAAUCAAUAGUGUGUUAACAUUAACAUUUUUCCUCACUUCACUAUAAGUAUUGUAUGGCCAGGACUUAAUAUCAUGAAACAAACAGUAAUUGCACUGUACUAUACUAGAUCGAUUGAAAAAGAAAGGUUGUAAAGUUGAAUAAUAUUUACCUUUCAUUAUUUGUGGCCUCUUCCUCCACCUUGAUUUAUUUUUUUAAUAGAUCAAACUGUUCCUCUGCUCCAAUAUUUAAAUUUUGAAAACAUUGGUUGAGAGGGGUCCUGGGGUCAAAUUUUCCUUUUCUACUUGGCAUAUCACUUACAUAUCAAACAGUGUUCCACGUGUUGGUAAUGCAUAAACUAUAUUCUGUGUUCCUUGACGAAUCACCAUGCUGGUUAACUAGAAAGACUUGAAUGUUGCAAUUUUUUUAAAUCUGUCACUGAACCCCUCAUUUUUUUCUUUUUUGUAAAGCAACAUUAACAGCACAAAAUAGAAUAAGGAAUUCUAGAAAUUUGUUAAUUUUGUCAUCCCUGGAGUGAGAUUUCAGAGCGAUAAUUCCUUCUUUUUUUUUUUGCAGAUUCUCUGUGUCUAGUAAUUGAUGGGCUCUGGGGGCUCUGCAGGGUGCGUACAUGGGGGUAGAGUUGGAACUGGAUGGUGGGGGCUGUUAGCGUUCCCCUUGCCUUGGAUUUGGUUAGAAGCCCCGCCUGUUUUGCUGCAUGUCAAAACUGCCUCUGCUUUUCUGCUAAGAAAUGGUCGCUGGUCCUCACUUGGUUGCUUUAAAAAAUGAAUUACUACUAUGUAAUGGACAAAAAAGAAAGAAAAAGAAAAAAAAAGAUGCUCUUGCUGACUUUGUUGUGACAAAAA